AUGUAUACAUUGAAAGUAAUUUUAUUGAUUAUUAUCAGAAAAUUUAAUUUCUGGGUGAUACAAUUUAAGAAAAAUUACUGACAAGAGAAUUGGAGGCUUUAAUAUCUUGCGAAUCUGAUUUUAUUGUAUAAUUUUAUGGGGCAUUUUAUUCAUGGUCAACAUUCUUUAAGUAUUGCUAAUUAAUUAAAAAGUAAAAGGAUUACUUGUAGAUUAAAUAACUGA
Paramecium pentaurelia is the source of this 222-nucleotide messenger RNA. NCBI's taxonomy places the organism in Eukaryota, Ciliophora, Oligohymenophorea, Peniculida, Parameciidae. The record is from the annotation of a GenBank genome assembly.